This is a messenger RNA of Rotaria sp. Silwood2, 357 nucleotides long. The record is from the annotation of a GenBank genome assembly. Lineage: Eukaryota; Metazoa; Rotifera; Eurotatoria; Philodinida; Philodinidae.
AUGAAAACGAUUUUAAACAAUCAAUUAUGGAUUUUGUUUUGGACAUCAGCUGAAAAACUUGUUCAAUUUCUUUUUAUUUUUCUUAAUACACUUCUUUCAUUAUUAGUACGACCACCAAUUGUCAAUAGAAAUAUUUUGAAUGUCAAUCAAACGUAUUUUGAAACAUUAAUAAAAAUAGUUCAACAUGAUCUUCUUGCUGGUCUUAAUGAUACACAUGGAAGAAAUCAUUUACUUUUAGCUUAUAUUCAUUAUGAAUGUAUAUUACAUACACCAACUGAAAUUGAUAUGACUGAUGUUUCAUCAAAAUCAGCUAGUCUUCGUCCCAGUUCACUUUAUUUUCAAUGUCAUGUACCAUGA